ACUUGUGAUUUUUUUCUAAACGAGCAAUGGCGAGUCGGCCGGAAAAGGAAUUCGAAGAUUCUUCGGAAGAGGAAAACAAGGCAUAUAUGAAACUCUUGUUCAGCAAAAUGAUGAAGAGAAUCACCGGGGCGGACUUGGAGGAGGAUGCAUCAUCAUCGGAGGAAGCAUCAUUGGAGGAGGCAUCAUUGGAGGAGACACCAUUGGAGGAGGCACCAUUGGAGGAGGCACUAUUGGAGGAGGCACCAUUGGAGGAGGCACCAAUGGAGGAGGCACCAUUGGAGGAGGCACCAUUGGAGGAGGCACCAUCCACAAGCCACAGGCGUAAGAAGAAGAAGCGCCUAAGGAAGUAUUCUUCGGAGGACGCAGAAGAGGAGGAGGAAGGGUCCUCCACAAGCCGCAAGCGCAAGCGCAAGAAGAAGCGCCGCAAGAAGUCCAAGUCUUCUGACAGGGCCCCAAUGCCCGUAGAAGAUCCUGAGAUGGAUUAUUUAUUGCGAGCAGACAGCUCCUCUGAACUCCUUUCGCCCUGUGCCCCGGUCGUAGAACCGUCGGCCGAAAAGGAUAAAUUUGAUUCGAAUGGUGUGGUGGAGCCGUUGGAAGCGGAGUAUCCUGGGAGCUCUGUGGCUAGUCAGGAGAAGUCAGAAACUCCAAUGGAAUGCGUGAUGUCCUAGGCAUCUUCCUCUAAAGUAGGCGAAGGUCCUACCAACUCAAGCCCCUAAUCAAUUACAAAUCGAAGUAGAGAAGACCU
Molecule: messenger RNA, 745 nt
Organism: Drosophila suzukii
Lineage: Eukaryota; Metazoa; Arthropoda; Insecta; Diptera; Drosophilidae
Source: RefSeq, a predicted model, not a curated record